CGUCUCAAUACGUGCCGUAUUGAAAGAUGAGAAUCCCAAUGCAGGUGGCAACCCUACUUCCACUGGCCUUUGGUUUGCUUUGAAUCGCGUUCUCGAUGACGAUACAUUUUUUUAGGUUAGGUAUCGUUCUUUUAAGGUUAUGUUUUGUUUCUUCCUACUUUCUUCUGUAGUUGUUAUAUUUAUUAUUAAACCGUAGUUUAAAUGUCUGAAAAAGACUAUGCCCCUCUUAGUUCAGCGUGUGUUCGUGCUUUACACGAAAAACUCUACGAUAGAAGAAAAACAGCUGCCCUAGAAAUAGAAAAAAUGGUUAAAGAGUUUGCAGCAGUGAAUAAUACUGGACAAAUUAAAAAGUUGUUAAAAGUAUUGGGACAAGAUUUCGCUUUAUCGCAGAAUCCACAUGCCAGGAAAGGUGGAUUAAUAGGCCUUGCUGCUAUAGCCAUAGCUUUGGGAAAAGAUACAGAAAUGUAUGCUGAUGAGUUGGUUAAACCUAUCCUCGGGUGUAUGGCUGAUCAAGAUUUAAGAGUCAGAUAUUAUGCUUGUGAAUCAUUGUACAAUGUUGUUAAAGUAUCGAGAGGUUCCGUUUUACGACAUUUUCCAGCUAUAUUUAACUCGCUUAGCAAAAUUGCAACGGAUCCAGAUCACAAUGUUAAAAAUGCGUCUGAACUACUUGACAGACUUUUAAAGGAAAUCAUCCUUGAAAAUACAGAAUUCGAUUUGGAUGGCUUCAUUCCUUUACUUAGGGAACGCAUCUACACAAAAAAUGCAUUCUCAAGACAAUUUAUCAUAUCAUGGAUAUCUGUUCUGAAUUCGGAACCAGACUUGGACCUUAUUAAGUACUUACCAGAAAUUUUGGAUGGAUUAUUCAGAAUUCUAGAUGAUCCAAAUUUUGAGGUCAAGAAAAUGUGUGAAACUAUCCUAGGAGAGUUUUUAAGGAAGAUUAAAACAGACCCUUCAAAAGUUAAUUUUGGAGCUACUAUCAACAUUCUUAUCAAUCAUGCUCAAGAAAAGGGAGACGAUUUGGUGCAGUUCUCAGCUAUAACUUGGAUUAAAGAGUUUGUUCAGUUAUCAGGUUCUGCUAUGUUACCAUUUAUGUCUGGGAUAUUUACAGCCGUGUUACCAUGUUUAUCUUAUGAGACAGAUGCUCAGAGAAAUAUAAAAGAAACUGCUACAGCUGUAAAUUAUAGUUUAAUGAAACUUAUUUCUAUUAAAAAUGAUUCAGAUGAACAUGUGCCUACUGAAUUAGAUUUACAUUCUGUCGUAAAUGUUUUAAGUCAAUAUUUAAUACAUAAUUCAAUACAGACCAAGGUAGCUGUACUUAAAUGGAUCCAUGAUUUGUAUACCAAGUUACCGACCAAGAUGGGAGAAUAUAUUGAUGUACUUUUCCCUGCCUUAUUACAAACUACCCUAGUUGAUGAGUCAGAUCAAGUUGUUCAACAAUGUCUAGUUGUAAUGGCUGAGGUUAUUUCUUCACCUGAUAGCAAUAAAAAUGGAGAUCUUUACUAUCAAAAAUUUAUUAUUAAUUUAUUAAGUUCAUUUAGAGAAAAUAAUAGAUUGUUGGAUGAAAGGGGUUCAUUUAUUAUUAGACAGCUGUGUGUGUUACUUAACGCUGAAAAAAUAUACAGAACUUUAGCAGAGAUACUUAAAAAAGAGAUGAAUCUCAAAUUUGCCAGUCUUAUGGUUGAACAUCUGAAUAUGAUACUGUUAACUUCAUCUGAGCUGUACGACAUGAGGAAUAAUUUAAAAGAGCUCCUAUCAGAGGAAAGUAAAUCUUUAUUUAUCUGUUUAUAUGAAACGUGGUGUCACAAUCCAGUUGCAACUGUUUCACUAUGUUUACUCACCCAAAGUUAUAACCAUGUAUGUGAUUUGAUACAGCUGUUUGGUAACUUGGAAGUUACAGUUGAUUUUUUAAUAGAAAUUGAUAAAUUAGUUCAGCUAAUCGAAUCGCCAAUUUUUGCCUACCUAAGAUUAGAAUUACUGGAAAUACCAUCUAAUAAAAAUUUGAUAAGAGCAUUAUAUGGUUUAUUGAUGCUUUUGCCUCAAACUGAGGCAUUUACUACACUAAGAACGAGGUUAAGUUGCAUACCAAGUCUACAGCUGCCCUAUGAAGAUAACAAAAUAAUUAAAAAGAAAACUUCUCUAGUGAGUAGUGUGGAUUUUCGAAAGUUGUUGCAGCAUUAUGUUGAGAUACAAGACAAACAUAAAGAGUAUAAAGGAAUACAGCGUGCCAAAGAAAUUUCAUCUAUUAAUAAUCCAACUGUAGAUAUGUAAAUAUAUAUUUAAUUUUUUAUAUACUUAAUUGUUUAGGACUGUAUUAAGUAUACAUUCCAUUUAUUUAUUAAUUUGUAAAUAAAAUAAAUUAUG
Molecule: messenger RNA, 2361 nt
Organism: Psylliodes chrysocephalus
Lineage: Eukaryota; Metazoa; Arthropoda; Insecta; Coleoptera; Chrysomelidae
Source: the annotation of a GenBank genome assembly